This is a messenger RNA of Trichechus manatus latirostris (Florida manatee), 3394 nucleotides long. RefSeq names its product fibronectin leucine rich transmembrane protein 2 (gene FLRT2). Lineage: Eukaryota; Metazoa; Chordata; Mammalia; Sirenia; Trichechidae. Bases 755 to 2737 code for a protein of 660 amino acids. The record is from RefSeq and is a predicted model, not a curated record. The transcript has 2 exons. Gene Ontology annotation, molecular function: protein binding.
AGUUGUACGUUCGAAACCUGUCGCCGUCACUUGCGAGUUUGGCAUAUUCCAUUGUCAUCGCGGAGGAACGAGCCCUCGGAGAUAACAUCAGCGGCCUCAAUCUUCGCGCCCAGGCGCUGCGAGGCUUCUGCCGAGGGCGCGCUCUCGCCCUCUGUUCCGGGGGUGAAGCAGAGGCAAGGCGGCAGCUCCGCACUCGCCGCCGUGUCCACUGAACCUGGGACCGGGGUGGCAGUUCUCAACGAUGGGCAGCAGGGACCUCGGCGGCGAUCCCUAAAACAAUACCAUGCCCCGGAAGCCCCGCUACUGCCUUGCCAGCUUCUUCCCUUUCCACCUCCCCGACCCGGUGGGAUUCGGAUGAGUCGACUGCGAGGAGACGCGGCCGCCAGAUUGCAGAUUGAGCUUAACCAAGAAGUUUAUAGGCUGAUCAAAACUGACCUGACCUGCAAGAGAAGAAGGGAGUUCUGCCUGUGCACUCAAGCUCCUGUUGACCACUGAUAACUUGGCAUCACUUGUUGCCUGUGUGGAAAAUUCUCUCUACUGAAAUUUUUUGCACAUGGAAGGCAACAGCAAAGAGGGCAACACAGGCUGAUAAGACCAGAGACAGCAGGAGGAUUACCAUACGCCUUCAGGACUUUUCUUCUAGCUGGAGCUCUGGACUUAAACAGAACCUAGUCCAUUCAUUUUGAUUUUUCUGUUUAUUUUUUUAUUUUUAUUUUUUCCUCACCACAUUGUAUUUUAUUUCUUUACUUCAGAAAUGGGCCUACAGACCACAAAGUGGCCCAGCCCUGGGGCUUUUUUCCUGAAAUCUUGGCUUCUCAUUUCCCUGGGACUCUACUCACAGGUGUCAAAAACCCUGGCGUGCCCUAGCGUGUGCCGCUGUGACAGGAACUUUGUGUACUGUAAUGAGCGAAGCUUGACCUCAGUGCCUCUUGGGAUCCCGGAGGGCGUAACCGUACUCUACCUCCACAACAACCAAAUUAAUAAUGCUGGAUUUCCUGCAGAACUGCACAACGUACAGUCUGUGCACACCGUCUACCUUUACGGCAACCAACUGGAUGAAUUCCCCAUGAACCUUCCCAAGAAUGUCAGAGUACUCCAUCUGCAGGAAAACAACAUUCAGACCAUUUCACGGGCUGCUCUUGCCCAGCUCUUGAAGCUAGAAGAGCUACACCUGGAUGACAACUCUAUAUCCACAGUGGGGGUGGAAGAUGGCGCCUUCCGGGAGGCUGUUAGUCUGAAGUUGUUGUUUCUGUCCAAGAAUCAUUUGAGCAGUGUGCCUGUUGGCCUUCCUGUGGACUUGCAAGAGCUGAGAGUGGAUGAAAAUCGAAUUGCUGUCAUAUCAGACAUGGCCUUUCAGAACCUCACAAGUUUGGAGCGUCUGAUUGUAGACGGGAAUCUCCUGACCAACAAAGGCAUUGCCGAGGGCACCUUCAGCCAUCUCACCAAGCUCAAGGAGUUUUCAAUCGUACGGAAUUCACUCUCUCGCCCUCCUCCUGAUCUCCCAGGUACGCACCUGAUCAGGCUGUAUUUGCAGGACAACCAGAUAAACCACAUCCCACUGACAGCCUUCUCAAAUCUCCGCAAGCUGGAAUGGCUGGAUAUAUCCAACAACCAACUGCGAAUGUUGACUCAAGGGGUUUUUGAUAACCUCUCUAACCUGAAGCAGCUCACUGCUCGGAAUAACCCUUGGUUUUGUGACUGCAGUAUUAAGUGGGUCACGGAAUGGCUCAAAUACAUCCCUUCAUCUCUCAAUGUUCGGGGUUUUAUGUGCCAAGGUCCUGAGCAAGUCCGGGGGAUGGCUGUCAGGGAGUUGAAUAUGAAUCUUUUGUCAUGUCCCACCACUACCCCUGGACUGCCUCUCUUCACCCCAGCCCCAAGUACAGUGUCUCCAACCACUCAGCUUCCCACACUCUCUGUUGCAACACCUAGCAAAACCGAUACACCUCUGACUCCUACCACAUCAAAACUUCCCACAAUACCUGACUGGGAUGGCAGAGAGAGAGUGACCCCACCAAUUUCUGAACGGAUCCAGCUCUCCAUCCAUUUUGUGAAUGAUACUUCCAUUCAAGUCAGCUGGCUCUCUCUCUUUACUGUGAUGGCAUACAAACUCACUUGGGUGAAAAUGGGCCACAGUUUAGUAGGAGGCAUUGUUCAGGAACGCAUAGUCAGUGGUGAGAAGCAACAUCUGAGUCUGGUUAAUUUAGAGCCCAAAUCCACCUAUCGGAUUUGCUUAGUGCCACUGGAUGCUUUUAACUACCGAGCUGCAGAAGAUACCAUUUGUUCUGAGGCCACCACCCACGCCUCCUAUUUGAACAAUGGCAGCAACACUGCUUCCAGCCAUGAGCAAGCAACUUCCCACAGCAUGGGCUCCCCUUUUCUGCUGGCGGGCUUGAUUGGGGGCGCCGUCAUAUUUGUGCUUGUGGUCUUGCUCAGCAUCUUUUGCUGGCACAUGCACAAAAAGGGGCGCUACACCUCCCAGAAGUGGAAAUACAACCGGGGCCGGCGGAAAGAUGACUAUUGCGAGGCAGGCACCAAGAAAGACAACUCCAUCCUAGAGAUGACAGAAACCAGUUUUCAGAUCGUCUCCUUAAAUAACGAUCAGCUCCUUAAAGGAGAUUUCAGACUGCAGCCCAUUUACACCCCAAACGGGGGCAUUAAUUACACAGACUGCCAUAUCCCCAACAACAUGCGAUACUGCAACAGCAGUGUGCCAGAUCUGGAACACUGCCACACGUGACAGGCAGAGGUUCAGCGUUCCCAAGGCGGACAGAAAAACUCUUGAGAACACACACGUGUGUGCACAGAAAGACACGCAAAUUACAUUUGAUAAAUGUUACACAGAUGCAUUUGUGCAUUUGAAUACUCUGUAAUUUAUAUGGUGUACUAUAUAAUGGGAUUUAAAAAAAGUGCUAUCUUUUCUAUUUCAAGUUAAUUACAGUUUUGUAACUCUUUGCUUUUUAAAUCUUAAAAAAAAAAAAAAUACUUGCUGAAGUACUGUACAGGGUUGUACAAUGAGAACCCAACGCCAAGGCAAAAGAACGAGUGAUUCUUCCUUACGAUGCACAUUAACUACUUUGCUGUCGAAGCUGUCAGAAUAAAUUCCUUUCCUAGAGCCAGUGGACAGAUGAAAGGGCCAAUUAAAAUGGACUCAUCAGGGCAGGAUAAGUAACAUGCAUAAAACAAGAAAUGGCCCAGAUAUUGUCAUGCUAUUUCUAUACUUCUUGGUCUGGAAGAGAAGUAAUAAAUUCCAGAAUAUAAGAAAGGUGGUUAUUACCCUUAUUUGACCCAGUGCAAGAAAUAAAGAAAGCAUCACGAGGAAGCCAGUUCCGUGAAAGAAGUUAACCCAACCUGGCAGAUUCAAGAAAAUGAGAUGAGAUUUUAAAAAGACUUUAAA